Messenger RNA from Bursaphelenchus okinawaensis, 2194 nucleotides. NCBI's taxonomy places the organism in Eukaryota, Metazoa, Nematoda, Chromadorea, Rhabditida, Aphelenchoididae. The record is from the annotation of a GenBank genome assembly.
AUGCAGGAAAACACAGAUUCGCCAGGUUUUCGAUCGGUUCUUCAGGCAAGCAAGCGUUCUAUAUGUAUGCCAUCGCCAAAACCACAAAGUGUGCUGGUAGAUUACAAUAUAUUACGUCCUUUGAAUCGAUCAGCGCCUUCGGAACCCAAAAAGGUCAAAUUCACACCUCUGGAAAGCAUCAGUAAGUAUUAUUUUACUUUUUUUAUGGUUUAGGCGCAGUCUAAGUUCCAAAAACUGAUUUCAGGUGAUCGAUUUGGAUACAUCAAACCAAAAGAUGACAAAAAUCAGAACCCAUACUCAAUAUCCGCUUUACCAUAUCCUACUUCUUACCCUGCAGCAACACCAUCAGGCGAACGCAAUGAAAAUGCACCUAAACCGUUGCCUUAUCGAACCGUUGGCAAUGAAAAAGUCUUUGAUCAUCGACUUUUGGAAGACAGAUGUGUUGUUUUAGUGCCAGACCAUGAACGGAUCUAUGGGCUGAGUUUGUUGGGGCAAUCCAGACCACUAUUGAACACGAAUCCUGAACUAAAAUAUCUGUUGGAAGAGGUUAAUCGUAAGUUUAUUUUUUUUGUUGGAAAUUUAGGCAGAUGGUUUGAAAUUAGCACAAUUUUGAAGAAGAACAAAGCAGAGUAUUGUAAUAAACGAAUAUUAACUAGUGAAAUCAACGGGGAAAACUGGGGUAUUCUUUUUUGCCUAUAUUAACCAUGACCAAAAUGUAAUAUAGCUAUUUCUUGUUAAAACGCCUUAAAUUUAUAAAACUUUUAACAACUGAAUUUGAAAUGCCGGUAAAACUAAUUUAAUACAAACUUCAGCCCGAAAAAGGAAACGACAACAUCAAAAAUAUUCGGCAAAAGUUGUGUUAGGUAAUGCUUUCGACGUCACAGAUGAAGAAAUUUGGGAAUCAUUGAAAAAGUUUAAUAUAGCUAGAAAAAUCGAAAGAAAUCGAGCUUCUGAAGGUAAGGCUUAUUUUUUGUUUAGGUAUCUGUUUUAGUUUUUUCAUAAGAUGUUGUGUAUUGUUGUAGGUAUUUUUAGUCUUAAUGUUAUAUUUUAGGUUUUUGUUCAAUUUUUCUUAAAAACUCUGAUAAUGUGGAAGCUUUUUUGGAAAAAUGUGAGCCUCAAGAAUUCAAUUUUAGCUACACACUGGAAAAUGGUCAAAUUGUAAGUGUAAUCUACCUUUAUAACUACACAAAAGUAUGCCUCACCCAUACGUAACACUAUAUCUUAUCCAUAUCUAACUCAUGAUAUCCUUUUCAGCUCUCCGUUUACCCCUGGUGUAAUGAAGACACUUCCUACACCACGGACGAAAACUGGCCAAUGUCAACAAGAUAUACUGUAUUUAUUGGCUGUCUACCUCGACUAUGCACAGCUUCGUAUCUAUACAACUUUCUCAAGCGUCGUCACCGCUUCUUCGACCUUCUACAUGUUCGUAUCGACUGUGAUCCCAGUUUAUACCCACGUGGUGCAGCUAGAGCGGUUUUCAGAACAGAGGAAUCGUAUCGGAGAGCAUGUUCGUUGGGUGUGAUCAAGGUGAAAUGGUUCAGAGAGACUAAUCGGGUAAGAAUAUGUCAACUUUUGAAGAGAUUGUAACCUGAACUUGCUAGAUAUCCCAAAAUUAUGAGGUUUUAUAACAAUUCCCUCAAGGUUUUUAGACAAAAUGCCUGAUAAAAUGUCGAUUAUUACCUAAUUUAACCAAGUUAAUGACCUAAAACACUUUCAGAUCGAGUUCAAAUCCUUCAUUUACAAAGGCUUCGCUUGUGAAUCAUGUUCAGCGGACGUAAAGACCAAAUUCUGCCCAGAUAACGACUGUCUACGCUACUACUGUGAUGCUUGUUGGGGGAAGAACCAUGAAAACAAGUUAUAUCACGAGCCGGUUCGUGGUGCAUAUCGAGAUGUACCUUAUAUUACCAAACAUUUCGAGGAGGUCAAAGCUUUUCACGCGCAACGGAAGUUGGAAGAGGACCAGAGAAAGGCUAAUGGGAGUGUUUCGAGUGCUAGUGUUACUGAUAGUACUGCUUUGAGGAACAAUGGUACUGAUUCGAAGCUGAGCGAUUUUAAUGUUCCUAUUUCGAAAACAAAUGGUAUUAAUGGAAUUGCUUCGAAGAUCCGUAGUCUUAAUGAUGUUGUUUUGAAGUCUAACAGUACUGUUUUGAAGACUAAUGGUACUUUUUUGAAAACUCAUGGUACCUUUUUUUAG